This is a messenger RNA of Closterium sp. NIES-65, 2814 nucleotides long. NCBI's taxonomy places the organism in Eukaryota, Viridiplantae, Streptophyta, Zygnematophyceae, Desmidiales, Closteriaceae. The record is from the annotation of a GenBank genome assembly.
AUGAGUCAUUCUUGCGUGUUGAUCCCUCCCGCGGCGUGCGACGACUCCACGGCCGCUCUUGCUGCGCCGCUUCUCCCCACCGCCUCUCGGGCCGGCGGCAAGGAGUGCUCCGGCACAGAGCCGGCGAGCGCAGCCGCGGGCGGCGGCGGCGGCGGGCACGGGGAAAAGCGAGGGUUGAAGCGAUCGCUGAAUGUCGUCGAUGGCGUCUGGGUCGGUCUUUUAGGCUGCUGGCUCCUCAUUCCCCCCGCUCCCCACCUCCCCUCUCCGCGUCCCUUCUCCUCCCGCGCGUCCCACCCUCUCCGCGUCCCUUCUCCUCCCGCGCGUCCCACCCUCUCCGCAUCCCUUCUCCUCCCGCCAGGCGUCAUGCUCGUGGACUCUCACUCCUCCCAACCCCUCAUUCCUACCAUACAUCUCCUCCCUCCCCCUCUCCUUCCUCCUCCUCUCUCUCUUUCCCCUUCAUGCUGCAGCAUGGUGCUGGGCGUGGUGGUGGGCAGCGGCAUAUUCGCCACGCCCGGCCUUUUGCUGCUCCUGGAAAGUGCUGGUUCUCCAACACCCAUCAUGGUGCUGGGAGUGGUGGUGGGCAGCGGCAUAUUCGCCACGCCAGGCGUCGUGCUCCUUGAUUCCGGAGGCGCGCCGAUUUCCGCGCUCAUCGUGUGGCUCUGCGCGGGCAUCGUCGCCUACUCGUGCUGCGAGGUGUACGCUGAGCUGGGCAGCUCCAUACCGCACGCGGGCGGCGACGGGGAGUACAUCCAGCUGGCGUUCGGAGAUCUGCUCUCGUUUGUCUUCAUGUGGAUGUUCUUUUUCGUCUCUACUGGCGGCGGCAUCGCCAUCCUUAUAGUCACAUUCGCCCGAUACACCAUUGCUCUGCUCCCGGGCAUGCAGGGAGCCAGUGAGGAGCAAAUGGAGAUGGGCGUGCGAAUCAUCGGCUGCUCCUUCGCUCUCCUCCUCACGGCUAUCAACUGUGCUGGAGUGAAGGCAGGCGCACUAGUGCAGAACAUACUCACAGUCACCAAGGCACUCCUCAUAGCAGCGGUUGUAGCCUGCGCGCCCAUCUUCAUCUCCCUUCACGGCACGGCUGUAGCCGCAACAAACUUCUCCCAGCCGCUCCCACCCCUCUCCGGCUACAACUGGAGCCGGGCCGGGGCCGGCCUGGUGGCUGCCGUCUGGGCCUUUGACGGCUGGAAUUGCCUGGGAUAUCUAUCAGAAGAGCUCAAGAACCCAAAGAGGGACCUGCCUCGCUCGCUCUCCUUUGGCAUGCUCACUGCCGUUGGCAUCUGUGUGAGUGGUGAUUCAGAUAUGUAUGAAUCAGAUUUUAACUACCGGUUCACUCUUUUGUGCGGAGGAGUGAAUUUGGCUGGCUGUUGCACUCCUUUGGCAUGCUCAUGCCCUCCGCAUCCGCCCGUACGGAAAUCAGAAGUGGUAGCGGUAGAGGCAGUCAACGUUGUGUUUGGCACUCCCUCCGGUCGCUCUUCAUCCCCUUCCUGCCCUUACUCACUCGUCUCUAUUCCCCUCCCCAUUGAUCCCACCUUAGCCGUGGGCAAGUCGGAAGUGGUGGCGGUAGAAGCGGUGGAAGCAGUGUUUGGUCCUCAUUCCGGUCGUUUCAUUGCCUUCCUGGUUGCUCUCAACGUGCUCGGCGCUGCCAACGCCACCCUUUUGUGUCACGCGCGUUUCUUUUACGCCAAGGCAAGGGACGGCCAGCUGUUCUCGUUUCUCAGUGCAGUCACUUCUGGAGGAGCUCCCUACGCUUCACUCCUUGCCACUGGCGGGUGGAUUGCGGUUGUUGUCUUCGUGGCGGCAAACCACCUUGAGAAGCUGAUUGACUAUUUCGGCAUCGCUGCAUGGAUGUUCUACGGCCUCGUGGGGGCAUCGCUCAUCAAGCUGCGCUGGGACCUGCCGGACCUGCCUCGCCCCUACAAGGCCAGCCUGUACCCGCUUCCAGGCGUCAUCGUCGUCGUUGUAUCCACCAUCGACACGCAACAAAUCAAGUGUUUAGCGCGGCCGAUGUACCUCGCCCGGACUAUGCCGCCGCGUCCGGAGGUGGUUGAGGCUUUUAGGGAUUGGGACAGCUGUUUAGAGGAUUGCUUUGAGCAGCUUUUCCCACCUGGCACUUGGGAGCAGGACCCCGACCGGUCUAGGCGCGCACGCAUGCAGCUGUAUCUCCCUGUGCGUCUCGGUGGGUUCGGGAUCCGGGCGGCGGCCUCUUUGAGCCCACUGUCCUAUGUUUGCGGGUGGGCGCAGGCCGCGGGGGACAUUGCACAGUUAGGGGUGGCGGGUGAGGAGGCGAUGUUUGCUGAGUACCUCACCACUUCGACAGGGGUAGAGUUUCUUGACCCGUGGUUUGUCAAGGCUCUCGAGCAGCUGCCAGCGACUAUCCGCCACGAGAUACCGGGCUUACCUCUGUGUGUAGCGUCCCCUCCUGUUCGGCUUUUCCAGGCGCGUCAGCGGCAGUUAGCUGUAGAGGAGCUCCAGGCACUGCGCCGCUUGGCUCGUGACGAUGCUACCUUGGCCCGUUUCACAUCCCUUCAGGGCUCGGGGGCAGGUGCAUGGGUUUCGGCGGUUCCGGCUCACUCAGAUCUCACAUUCACUGCGGCUGAGUGGGGCAUUGCUGCUGCUAUACGACCCGGCCUCCCAAUUCAGCAGCUGCAGGUGGCGGGGAGGUGUGUUUGUGGCACAACGUAUGUUGACCCAGCAGACCCGCACCAUGCCCUGAGAUGCAGGCACCAGCAUGGUCCUUCUCGGGUGCAUGAUGAGGUGAAGUUUGCGGUGGCGAGGAUCUCUAAGGCGUCGGGGGGGGGUGGUGACAUUGGAGGAUAG